AUGGCGGGUUUCUUAAUACCGGAUCACUACGUAUACGUGAAGCCCAGCACUACCGAUCAAUUGGUCGCCAGUAUCAUCUGGGGCUUUACUCUCGCUGUUGGAAUCUUUGCGGGCCAAAAGGCGGGAAGGCAGACAUGGGAUCAGUGGAAGCGCACAGGACGGGCUAAGGCCUACGUCUGGAUGAUCUGGGCCGAAUGGUUGGCUUCGAUGUUGAUUGGAGUCUUGUCGUGGUGUUUUAUCCGAGGUUACAUUGCUCCCAGGAACACGAAACUGACUGGUCUCUUAGUGUGCGCCUGGGUUGUCCAAAUUCAAUGCAUUUGUGGAAUCAUCAUCAACCGAAUUUCUCUCCUUAUGGUCGACAGACGAAACGCCAUCAAGAUCCGAUGGAUAACUGCCAUUACCCUUGGCCUCAUCAACAUCAGUGUCUUUUGCAUUUGGAUUCCUUCUCAGCUGCAAAUCUCCCAGCGUUACCAUGAUAUCAACUACAUUUGGGAUCGCAUUGAGAAGGGUCUCUUCCUGGUCAUCGACGCAACACUGCACGGCUACUUCGUCUACCUGAUUCGUAUCAAGCUUAUCGCCAAUGGUCUUACCAAGUACCAGCCUCUGAUGCGAUACAAUCUUAUCAUGAUUAUUAUAUCCAUGAGUUUGGACGUUAUUCUCAUUGGCAGCAUGUCUAUCGGCAAUGGUUUCAUUUACGUGCAAUUCCACCCUCUUGUCUACAUGCUCAAGCUUCACAUUGAGAUGAACAUUUCCGCCCUUAUCGUGCGAGUUGUUCGUGCGACCGGAGAUCACAGCUCAUACCCCUCUGGUACCGAUCUGCGCUCCAAAGUCAGAGCCGCCGUCACGAACAAGAAGUCGGGCAACUCCAAUCGCACAGGUGGCACAGGAAAGGGCGCCAUGUUCUCGUCUACGGCGAGAAACUUGGAAGUGCGCAUCGACGCAGGCGGUCAGAUAACCGACAGCGAAAACAGACCCCAGCCAGCGGGUAUCACAAAGGUCACACAGACGCAUGUAACAGUCAUGCCCAAGCACGACGAGGAUGAUGCCAGCUCGCAGUCCUCAACGCGGCACCUGAAGGACCCUUACUCGUAUCCCUGA
Molecule: messenger RNA, 1098 nt
Organism: Fusarium fujikuroi IMI 58289
Lineage: Eukaryota; Fungi; Ascomycota; Sordariomycetes; Hypocreales; Nectriaceae
Exons: 3
Coding region: 1-1098 (365 amino acids)
Source: RefSeq, a predicted model, not a curated record